AUGGCAUCAUGUUCCACUCUUAAACAGAGUCCAUUGCCUAUGAAAGAAACACCCUUAAACUAUCAUCCAUAUCCACCUCCUCUGGCUAGAUAUGAGGAUGUUGUAGCUUGUCCAAGACUCUUCAUGGAUACUUUGGAGAAGCUCUAUGCUACAAUGAGAACCAAGUUCAUCAUGUCUUCUCUAUCUUCCCUUAUCAAGUUGUUUGAGUUUGGGGCAGUAGGGGUGGGAGUAGAGGAGGUGUUGCCUACUGGAGAAGGGACACUUCCUUGCUCUGAUUGUUCUAAGCUUU
Ilex paraguariensis (yerba mate) is the source of this 289-nucleotide messenger RNA. NCBI's taxonomy places the organism in Eukaryota, Viridiplantae, Streptophyta, Magnoliopsida, Aquifoliales, Aquifoliaceae. The record is from the annotation of a GenBank genome assembly.